Leguminivora glycinivorella is the source of this 1225-nucleotide messenger RNA. RefSeq names its product secretory phospholipase A2 receptor-like. The record is from RefSeq and is a predicted model, not a curated record. The transcript has 6 exons. Lineage: Eukaryota; Metazoa; Arthropoda; Insecta; Lepidoptera; Tortricidae. The coding region runs from base 99 to 1049 and encodes 316 amino acids.
UAACAGCAGUCUGAUAUAAAUGGCCUAGACCUUAUAAAAAGGCGUGAUAACGGAUUAAAAGUUCACUCGUCUUCUGUGUUUCUUUAGAGACAAACAACAUGUCUCGAUUAGUAUUAUUUUGUUGUAUUUUAUUUGUCGGUCACCAGUAUGUGUCAGGCGUCCUGGAUUACAACUACGAGUACGUGCCAGAAGCGGGAGUCUGGCUGCGCCUGCACAUCGUGCCUGCCAACUGGAAGAAUGCGUUUCGCCGGUGCCAGCUUGAAGGUGGAGUUUUAGCCUCCCCUUCUUCCUAUGUCCUGGCGAAAGCCAUGCUGAGCAUCAUGACAGAGAAUAAGGUCUCACGCAGUGUGUUCACCGGCAUCCACGCCCUUGUCUCCGAGGGUGACUACCUGUCACUUGAUGGUGUGCCUCUCUCAGACAUCCACCUGGAGUGGGCCGAGGGCGAGCCUUCAGCUACAGAAGAUUCCAGCGACCCUGACAAUAACGAGAACUGCGUGGUGCUUACCAGAUUGGGAGAAGCAUCUGACGUGAGCUGCACCAGCAAGUACCCUUACUUCUGCCGGAGAGAGAACGCCUCGAUGACUAUUUUGAACGAGAAGUGUCAAACUACUGCCGCUGGUUACAAAUAUGAGCCCCGGACAAACAGCUGCUACAAAUUGCACACCAACGCUAAGAAAUGGCACGAAGCCGCCAAAGUUUGCCAUUCCGAAGGCGGCCAUCUUGCCGUCGUCAACAGUGAUGAGGAAGCUGAAGUGCUUAAGGAAAUUUUCGCGAUGUAUCCACCGAAAACUGUUACUGGAGCUAAACAUGAUGAUGUCGCCAUCGUUGGCGUUUGGAAAUGGGAUGACAAUAGGGAUGGUGAUUGGCUGACUAUCUAUGGACAACCCAUCUCCGAGGCCGGCUUCGCCAAGUGGGGCAGUGGCCAGCCUAACAACUACGGCGGCGUCCAGCACAUGACCUCCAUACAACGGUCUGGUCUGCUUGACGACAUCGCGCACUAUGACCGAGAACCGUUCUUCUGUGAGAUCAAUGUUGGCAACCAAUAUUAAUAGGUGUUUUACGUUAUUUUACGACCAGCCUGCCGUAGGGCGUAGUAACUCUGGCUGCUAAGCCGCGGUCCCGGGUUCGAAUCCCGGUAAGGGCAUUUAUUUGUGUGAUGAGCGCAGAUUUUUGUUCCUGAGUCAUGGAUGUUAUAUACAUGUUAAUAUAUUUUUUUACAAUGUCA